AUGGAAAUGCCUAAGAAUUUUACAACGAAAUCAAUUAUUUGGAGUGAAUAUGACGAUGAGGAGGAGGAUGAUGAGGGGGAUGGCUGCGAAGACGAUGGUGGUGGUGGUGGUGGUGGUGGUGAGGCAGAUGCAAAAGGUGAUCAUUAUCCGGCUAUGGAUUAUAAAGGCUGUGAUAAUAAUCAGUCAUUACCACCUGGAGGGGAAUCAAAGCUACAAUUUAUUUCAUCUAAUGAUAAUUUUGUUAGUGAUAAUAAUAUCGGUGAUAAUGUUAACAAUAAUAAUAAUAAUAAUAACAAAGAUCGUGGUUAUACGCAUGUGUCAGUGGAAAUCAGUGAUGUUUCUGCAGCUAAAUCACAAUCGCUGUCAUCAUCACUAAAUGAAGUUAAACAAUGCAUUUCGCGUCCAUCUAUUAAUUUCACUGGACUUAAAACUGAUGAUCGUCAGUCGUCAGAUGAAAUGGAUUCUACAAGUAGCACUAAAGUGAGCAAAAGUGAAACGUGCGAUCUUGAAACAGCAUUUUAA
Trichobilharzia regenti is the source of this 522-nucleotide messenger RNA. The record is from the annotation of a GenBank genome assembly. NCBI's taxonomy places the organism in Eukaryota, Metazoa, Platyhelminthes, Trematoda, Strigeidida, Schistosomatidae.